AUGUAUGCAAAUUUAAACAGUCGUCGACCUGGGGCCGGUCAAGGUUCCAAGGAUGGAAAGGUAAAAAACGCACAAGCUGCCAACACACAUCAAUAGCUCUCAGGUAAAUAUCACAUGCUGCCAAUACACAUCAAUAACUCUCAGGUAAAAUUCACACACAUCAAUCAUUCUCAGGUAAAAACUCACAUGUUGCCAAUACACAUCAAUAACUCUCAGGUAAAUCUCACACACGUCAAUAUUUAAUUUCUCAGGUAAAACUCACACACAUCAAUAACUCUCAGGUAAAAACUCACACACCAAUAAAUCGCAGGUAAAAAAAAAAAAACUUACGUUCUGACAACUCACACCACUAACUCUCAAAUACAAACUUAAGGUUUUUGCACUGAUGGUAACUAUUUUGAAUAAUUCCAUUUGUUCUCCAAAAUUCGUACUAAGAUAAAACCUCAAAACAUUCAUUAAAUCUCAUAUUAAUUUCGUUAGUUUUUUUUUAGAAUCACUUCUUUAAAGUCCAUCGGGAUAUAUUGAAUUAUUGUUUAAAAAAAAAUUAUAUUUGACAGUGGAUCUACGAAAAAAUGGUUGUUGAAUUAAUUUACUACGACAAGGCUGUGUCGUCAAAUAUACCUUACAUCAUAGAAGAAGUAGCUGACCCCAUGGCGACCCCAAAUCUCAUCCCAGUCCCACUGGAUCUAAAACCUGAACCCUACGUCCAUCUGAAACACCCCGUCAAUGCUGUACGUUUCCACCCAGAGGAGAACUUGAACCUCAGAGAUAACUUUGCCCGGAACGAGCGGCUGUCGUCCGUCGACGGCUCGGACAUCAUCUCCAACAAGACUGCUAAGCCAGCGUUAGCUUCCCAGCCAGCGGCCUUCACGGAAACCACCGACUGGAUCGCAGAGAAUCCUUUCUUUGGUGUUCCCAUACCCGAUGAAACGGCGGUUAAGUUGCCAGUGCCAACACCCACAGAAGUGAAGCACGUCAAAGCAAUCGAUUCGUUCGUGGCAGAGCCCUAUUACAGCCCACCUAUUAUAUCUCCAAUGAUCAUCAGCUCGACAUCGCCCAAAGAUAUUUUUAGUACGGACGACAUUUCUUUCAACCCGUCGGGGGAUUCCUACUCUUUGUUAAACUCCGCUGACCUAAAUACAGUGGAAACUCAGGAGCCGGUUUUAAAGAGUCUCAAUCUCUCAAGAAAUGAGCUUUACGUUACCGGGCUCUAUGACAUGAGGCCCGAGAACCGCGUUUCUACGGAAGAGAAAUUAAGAAAACGAAAGCAGUUACGUCAUAAGAAGCAGAUCGACAAGGAAGUAGCAGUGUUCGAGUCCCUGCAGGAAAAAUCUAAACACGAUUUGACCCGCAGCUUUAAAUCGUUGACCACCUUAAAGAAGAAGUUGAUCAGCGGACCACAGAAACGGAUGCUCGUGUCUAAAACGAUGGUCUCACCAAAGCAGAACCUGGACGCCGCGAACUGGCGCAGGUAUCAGAAGGAACACGAGGAAUGUGAGAUGGAGAGCGCCCUGAAAAACGUUCUUCAAGAAGGCAUCUUAGCAAGACUGAAGACGCUUGCUGCUAGACCGAAAAUCGAAGAUCCGAGGUUUGGACAGAAGGGCGUCAGGGGAAAACCUCCUCUCCACAACAAAACCCACAACUCUGUGGUGGUGGCCAACAGCAGCAAUAUUAAUUUCAGUCAUUUCGGACACAAAUGUCGACCAGUCGAUGGCCUCGACGAUGAGCUGAACUCUUAUGAUAUCGCCUCUCCGGGAAACCAAGCCAUUCGACAGGCGAAGAACCAG
Molecule: messenger RNA, 1787 nt
Organism: Lymnaea stagnalis (great pond snail)
Lineage: Eukaryota; Metazoa; Mollusca; Gastropoda; Lymnaeidae
Source: the annotation of a GenBank genome assembly